Messenger RNA from Fusarium oxysporum Fo47, 1614 nucleotides. Its product is annotated as putative Sin3 binding protein-domain-containing protein. The transcript has a single exon. Lineage: Eukaryota; Fungi; Ascomycota; Sordariomycetes; Hypocreales; Nectriaceae. Gene Ontology annotation, cellular component: nucleus. The record is from RefSeq and is a predicted model, not a curated record. Gene Ontology annotation, biological process: positive regulation of transcription from RNA polymerase II promoter by glucose. The coding region runs from base 254 to 1492 and encodes 412 amino acids. Gene Ontology annotation, molecular function: sequence-specific DNA binding.
CUGGAUGUUCUUUUCAUCAAACACAACAACACUACCAGAAGAACCACAAGAUUCGUACAAGAGUCUCUUGUCACAGUCCAGAUUAUCGCGCCAGCUCUGCCCUACAUAGCCAAAUACCAGCCAUUCAGCAACAACGUCUUGCAAGCUCUCCUUACACCAGGCUUCUGAAUAGGUACGUACCUUGUUCACCUUAGUCUGACGCAGUGCACCGACCGACCGCGGUGACUCGAGAGCGAGCCGGGCUCCAUUUCUCAUGACCGCAACUCUUUACCGCUCCCAUAGGGCAGCAGUACCUGGUUCUCGCUCUCGUUCUCUUCACAGAGAUCGCGUCGCAAAUUUUAUCUCAUUCUCAAGAUCAAAAUCGCUGACCAAAGGUUCCCAUUUUCAGACUUGCUCGUUCGGAAGCGCAUACAAUCAAGACCGAAACUCGGUAAACAUGGCUACAAUGGCAGCGGCUGCUCGUGAUAUCUCCCAGGCCUCCUUGAGCCGAGACAACUUAACUGCUGUAGCGGCUCGGAGUGUCCCUGCGACUGUGACACGACCUCAACAACCCCUUCCUACUCCCCCCAACUCCAUCUCUCCCAACCUGCCGCCCCAUGGCCUCAAGGCGCAGCUCCAAAAGGCCAAGCUUGAGCCUAUUGACUCAGACCUGGACCUUCACGAGCCGUCGGAUCGACGACGUUCGAUCUCGCCUGGCCUCGAGGCUUCGGGUGCUAUCACUGGCUCUCUCCUUGCCAAAUACCACCUGCCAGAGAUCCUGCUCAACCAUGGUCCCUUGGCUAUCAGACACAUCAUGGGGUACCUGACCACUUCGGUACCCGGAUUCUCUGGAAUCCCCCCAACAAAGGCGCGGAGACUAGUCGUGGGAGCUUUGGAGGGACGAGGAGGAGAAGGAGGCGGACUGGAUGGAGAGGUGGAAUUUGAAAAGGUGGGAUGGGGCCGAUGGGAUGCUCGUAAGCGAGGACAGCCUUCUCGACACCGACAAGGAACUCCUCCUUCAUCCUACGGCGCGGGCAUCCCCAUCGGUAACAACGGCGGUAGGGGUCAGGACCGGCCCAGACUCAGCAUUGCGUCAAGCAACGGGGAUUCGGUGCAGUAUUCUCAUGAUGAUAACGACAUUUACAUGAUGGAGCAUGAGGCCGACAAGAUGUCCAUGGAUGGAUCUGGAUCCGCUUCGUGCUCCGAGGCUCCGGAUGAUGAUGUUGUUAUGAACGAUGAUCCUGAGGAUGCGACGGAUGACGAGGAUUGGGCUACCAUGGGGGCUGCUGCUCUUCGAGCCGAGUCUUACCCUAACCAGGCGGCAGCUCAGACAGACCAUGGCUUCCGAUCCUCUUCUGCAUAUGCACCAGGUGGACUUCGUUCGUUCUCUGCCAGCUCCGGCAUGGCUCGCCCACCUCAAACACUCAACAUCGACUUCUCGGCGUUGGCGGGCACCUCUGACGCACAGGAGCGGGAGGCCGUCGAGGCGCUCCUGCAGCUCGGUUCUGUAUAAUACCUCUCUGCAUGCACGGCGUUUUUUGGGCUUUCGAGAUUUCUGAAGGCGAUCGAUUCGGGGCAGGGGCUGGUUGGCUUAAGGAGAGGCCGUGUCGGCCCACACCAAUGACCGAGGCGGCG